Helianthus annuus (common sunflower) is the source of this 1980-nucleotide messenger RNA. RefSeq names its product O-fucosyltransferase 1. The coding region runs from base 171 to 1649 and encodes 492 amino acids. The record is from RefSeq and is a predicted model, not a curated record. The transcript has 9 exons. Lineage: Eukaryota; Viridiplantae; Streptophyta; Magnoliopsida; Asterales; Asteraceae. Gene Ontology annotation, cellular component: endosome; trans-Golgi network; cytoplasm.
CACUUUCACUCACCACUAUUUCUUCAACCUCCAAACAGUCCAAUACUUCCGAGCUUCAAUAUCCUCCCAAUUCUUCAUUAACAACCGCCUCGAAAACCAGAUCCACAACCAAAUCUCUAUAUUUCAACACCUAAAUUCAACUUCAAUCUGACAUCAAUCAAUUUCUAUAAAUGAGGAGUUACAGGCCUGUAGAAGGAACAACAUUCAAAAAAUUACAUCAUAAACAGGUGAAGCAAGCUAAAGGACUGUUGUACAAACUCGCAAUUGCAGCGGUUUUGCUCAUUGCUCCGACGAUAUACUUCGUUGCGUCUUAUUCGCCGACGGUUGAGUCGAUAUCUGAGGUUGAUGUGCAGAAACUUUGGGAUGCUGCUGAUUCUGGUGGUUGGAGACCGUCCUCUGUUCCAAGAUCUGACUGGCCUCCUCCUCCAAGUGAGAGCAAUGGGUACCUGCGGGUCCGUUGUAAUGGUGGUCUGAAUCAGCAGAGGACAGCUAUAUGUAACGCGGUUCUUGCUGCACGGAUUAUGAAUGCCACCCUCGUGCUGCCUGAAUUGGAUGCAAAUUCCUACUGGCAUGAUGACAGCGGUUUCCAGGGUCUUUACGAUGUCGAUCAUUUUAUCAAGACACUGCAAAACGACGUACGGAUCGUAGAAAGCAUUCCCGAGAUUAAGAAGAACGGAAAGACAAAAAAGAUAAAAGCUUUUCAGCUUCGCCCACCGAGAGAUGCUCCUAUAAAAUGGUAUACAACAACCGCUUUGGAGAAAAUGAAAGAACACAGUGCCAUCUAUCUCACUCCGUUUUCCCAUAGACUAGCGGAAGAGAUUGACAACGCUGAAUAUCAACGGUUAAGAUGCAGGGUCAACUAUCAUGCCCUUGUAUUCAAGCCGCAUAUCAUGGAUUUAAGUCACAAAAUAGUUGAUAAACUUCGAUCACAAGGUCAUUUCAUGUCUAUACAUCUUCGGUUUGAAAUGGAUAUGCUGUCUUUUGCAGGGUGCUUUGAUAUAUUUUCCCCGGAGGAGCAAAAGAUAUUGAAAAAGUAUAGGAAAGAAAACUUUGCUGAAAAGAAACUUAUUUAUAGCGAAAGGCGUGCUAUUGGAAAAUGUCCGUUAACUCCAGAGGAGGUGGGUUUGAUCUUGCGCGCAUUGGGGUUCGAUAAUUCCACUCGAAUAUACCUAGCAGCCGGUGAACUAUUCGGUGGUGAACGGUUCAUGAAGCCAUUCAGGUCCAUGUUUCCGCUGCUUGAAAAUCACAGCACUGUGGAUUCAUCUAACGAGCUAAAAGACAACACUCAGGGUUUAAUCGGGUCAGCUGUUGAUUACAUGGUUUGUCUUUUAUCAGACAUAUUUAUGCCAACGUAUGACGGGCCCAGCAACUUCGCCAAUAAUCUAUUGGGCCAUCGGCUCUAUUCUGGUUUCCGUACAGCAAUUCGGCCCGAUAGGAAAGGUCUUGCUCCUGUUUUUAUCGACAGGGAAAAGGGACGUACUGCUGGUUUUGAAGAGGCUGUUAGGCGUGUGAUGCUUAAAACAAACUUUGGUGGGCCCCAUAAGCGGGUCUCGCCGGAGUCUUUUUAUACGAAUUCUUGGUCGGAAUGCUUCUGUCAAACGUCGGCAUCAAAUCCUGCUGAUAGAUGUCCAGAUGGGUCUGAUGAGUAACUUGCAUAGCAAGGAACAGGAUAGUUGACCAAAUAUCAAUGCAAAUCACCACGAUGAUUCUUUUUCGAGCAAAUAUGAUGACCCCAAGAUACCAUCGGGUUUGAGGUGUAUCAGAGUCGAUAUAUGUCUGCUUUAUAGUUACAAAAACGUUUUUUUUUUUUUUUUUGUAUUAUAUUAUUUGCUCGUUUUCUAGAUGUGCCUACUUGUUUCGAGAUGUCUAUGAAAGUACGAUGAGAUGGCAAAACAUUUUUGUUGGUGCAAAUGUGGGUUGUGUGUGGAACCUUAAUCCGAGGAAGUUUACGCCAAAUGUAUUGAGAACAUGAAAAACGGA